AUGUCGACUUCUUGGAAACCGCAAUACCGCCAAACUCCACCCUGCCAACAGCGCAGAGAUGAGUAUCUGGGGAUGUCUUCCGACAUCUUCGGUCUGGUGGCCGGAUUCUCUGUGGCAUUGUUUCUAGCAGCCAUGUUCAUUUUCCCGACGUACUACGUGGAGAAGCGCGAGCAACGCCAUUGUGAGGGCAAGCGUCAGGCAUCACGACCGCGUGCUGGCGAAAGGGACGCUCUUGGGGAAGCAUGCCGAUGGGGCUCAGAAUCUCACAGAGUGCUCUGUCAUGCAUGCUCGACAGGACCACCACGCCCAUGGGAAAGACAAUCAACGAAUGUCUGCGGCGGUGGCUGUAGAGAGACGGGUUGCGGAUGCAAAGCCACCCGGAGCAGUGAUUCUGGGAUACAUUCUCCGGCAUAUGCUUUGGACGAUGCAGGUGGUCAGCGAGACCGCUGCUCUUCGGACGCUAUAUCCUUUGACAUCACCAUUGGUGGUCUGGGGAACGCAUCCACGAGAAUCACCCAUUCUCAGGGCUAUCCAAAGACAAAGUCAGAAAUGGAAGCAGCUGAAACCUUGAUAAACGGCUUCGCUACCUUGUUGAACCAGAGCCUGAAGUCAAACACACCCCGAGUAGGCGAGGUCUCCCCAUCCACUCCUUCAUUUCCAUCUCCGAAACGGAAGCACGAACGUCCGACGCUUGUCCAGCCACGUUGUGAUUGCGGCUCUUCGUCAAAAUCUCCAAAGCAUGGGAGAUCGACUUCCGAGCCCGUCGAGUUUGAUCCUGCAGCAGAAGAGCCACCACGAAAGCCAGGUCUCCACCACGGGACCUCGAAUGCACCAUCCAAGACCCUCUCUUGCCCGUUCUACCAGCGAGACCCCGAUGGGCGCUUCCGAAAUGAGUCCUGCGCAGAAUCUGGUUUCUUGGACAUGAAAGAAGUCAAGCAACACAUCUACCGACACCAUGCCUUGCCUGUUUAUUGUUCUCGGUGCGCCACGGUGUUCCGCGCCGAGGGAGACCUUCAUGAUCACUUGCUGGAACCGACAAGAUGCGACCUAACUUCAUCUCUGCCGCCGGCGGGAUAUACCAGAAAGCAAGAACACGACAUCCGAAAGCAGAGGCAAGGGAACGAAGAGCAGCAGUGGCAUGCCGUCUACGGCGUCCUGUUCCCUAACGAUCCUGGCCACAUGGUGCCUUCUCCGUAUUUCGACCAUGUCCCGUCGCAAGUUGACAGACAGGAAGAAAAAGAACCGGCCAACAACGUGCAGCAGCAGCAGCAGCACUUCCGCCUACAGCUUCCGCGCGUACUCGAAAGACGCUUCGUCGAAAAUCCCACCAAUUCGGAAUCGGAAACGCCGAUAGCGGAUCCGACGACGCGGAACCGGCGGGGGCAGGACGACGUCACCGUCGACGUCGUGCGAGGUGCCCAGACGGAGCUGUACCGGAACUUCCGCCCCAUCCGCCAACAGUCGAUUGACGACUUCGCGCCGCUGUCACCCGGGCUCGAUGAUGAUGCUGUCCAAGUCCAGACAGACGACUCGAAAGACCGGCAACACUCCCAUGAUAGUUCUGACCUUGGGGUAUUGACCGAGUCUUCGAGGUCUGGGUCAAUACAGUCCAACGGGUUUGUCUGCGGAUCUGACGAGUUUUCUUUCAGUGAAGCAGAGGAUAGGGGAACGUUUUUCCAAAUUUCUGGUGCGGAUCGGAGUUGA
Molecule: messenger RNA, 1704 nt
Organism: Colletotrichum orchidophilum
Lineage: Eukaryota; Fungi; Ascomycota; Sordariomycetes; Glomerellales; Glomerellaceae
Exons: 4
Coding region: 1-1704 (567 amino acids)
Source: RefSeq, a predicted model, not a curated record